Diabrotica balteata is the source of this 1668-nucleotide messenger RNA. NCBI's taxonomy places the organism in Eukaryota, Metazoa, Arthropoda, Insecta, Coleoptera, Chrysomelidae. The record is from the annotation of a GenBank genome assembly.
AGAGGAAAAUUUGGCACAGUAUACAGAUGCAAAGAAAAAUCGACUGGAUUGUGUCUAGCAGCAAAAUUCAUCGGUUGUCCUAAAAAAGAAGAUAGACGAAAUGUGGAGAGAGAAAUAGAUAUAAUGCGAUCUCUUCAACAUCCAAGGUUAAUUCAGAUAUACGAUGCUUUUGAAAAUGGAAAGAUCAUGACAGUAAUUCUAGAAUUAAUCGAAGGCGGCGAGUUGUUUGAGAGGGUCAUCGACGACGAUUUUAUAUUGACUGAGAAAAGCUGCACGGUUUUCAUGAGGCAAAUAUGCGAAGGCGUCGAUUUCAUACACAAACAGAGGAUAUUACAUUUAGACAUGAAGCCGGAAAAUAUCCUUUGUCUGACAAAAACCGGAAACAGGAUUAAGAUAAUCGACUUCGGCCUCGCCAGGAAGUUUGAUCCCAACAAGAAACUUCAAGUUUUAUUCGGCACUCCAGAGUUUGUAGCUCCCGAAGUUGUGAACUUCGAUGAAAUCGGAUACGGAACCGACAUGUGGUCAGUGGGAGUUAUUUGCUAUGUACUCUUAUCUGGCCUGUCUCCAUUUAUGGGUCACACUGACGUAGAAACCAUGGCGAACGUCACUAUAGCCAAAUAUGACUUCGAGGAUGAAGCAUUUGAUGAAAUAUCGGAAAACGCGAAAGACUUUAUUAGAAAACUCCUCGUUAAAGACAUGAACCAGCGCCUAUCGGCUACAGACUGCCUCAAUCAUGACUGGCUCAAAAGGAAGAAGUCGCCACCUAGUCUGCCGAAAACACCCAGUAUGGACGUCACCAAGGACAAUUUGAAACAGUUCGUUGAAAGGUGGAACGAGCACCCAAAUUCGCCGUAUGUUUUUGAGAUUAGUUCCCAUGUGAUAUCACCAUCGAUGUUGCCUAACGGUGAAGAAGACCUUUCUGGUUCUAGCCAGUCUCUAAUCGGUGAGUCACCAUCUCCGUGUGGGUCUUUAGCCUCGUCACCAGGGUCAGACAACGCUUUUGUAAACGAAGGGCAAGAAAGUUUAGAGCAGCAGCUACUAGCACCGCCAGUUGAGCACUUCAGAAGAGCUUCUGACAGUACUUGUGUGGUGAAACCGAAUGAUAUUGCAGAGAGAAUGAAUUUGGCUGAAGAGAUUAGAAAACUAUCAGAUAAACUUUUCCAACUUUCUAAUUUCAAUACAAGUCUCACUAAUAACGAGACAGUAUUUAAAAAUGAAGUUUCUAUAGUCAAAGAGGAAACUAUUCCUAGAAGUGUGCCGAUAACAAUAACAGGAAGAAAGUACAAAGAUGAUGUUAUAACCGUCGAUGAUGAAAACAAAGAAACUCUAGGAAUACCAUGGAGAAAAUCAAAAUUUAAAGUAAACAAUAUGUCCAGAGACGUACCUCUCAGUAUAAAAACCAUACAUAAACCAGUAAAUUCCCACUUCACUACAAAAACCAACAACUUAAACAGUCCUAAUGGUACCAAAGACUUGCUCCUUCAGCUGCUAGAACAGUGGGACGGGCCAAAGGGUCCAGUGAGACAAAAUACAAGGCAUGGUUCUGUAUCUUCUGACUAUACUGAGAAUGAAUCGUUAGGACAAAGAACUAUCAGCUCUCUCAACACCUUCUUCCAAUCCAGAUCUGCCAAUAAGUUGGCACCAUUCAGGGUCAUUCAUAAAACUUAA